This is a messenger RNA of Styela clava, 978 nucleotides long. Its product is annotated as ras-related protein Rab-4B-like. NCBI's taxonomy places the organism in Eukaryota, Metazoa, Chordata, Ascidiacea, Stolidobranchia, Styelidae. Gene Ontology annotation, biological process: Rab protein signal transduction. Gene Ontology annotation, molecular function: GTPase activity; GTP binding. The record is from RefSeq and is a predicted model, not a curated record.
CUGACUUUAAUAGAAAGGCUUAUCUCGGUAAAUACAUUGAAGAUAUACUUUUAAGAUAUAGGUUUCGCUUAUCCUCCAUUGCAGUCUGGAACCGGGAUUACUUUUUUCUACCCGAUGACAAUUUUGGAACGUUAUGAACAUACAGAACUAAAAGAUGCCUGAGACAUAUGAUUUUCUUUUCAAAUUUCUUGUAAUUGGAAGUGCUGGAACAGGGAAGUCUUGUCUCCUGCAUCAGCUGUUGGAGAACAAAUUCAAGGGAGAUUCCACUCACACUAUCGGUGUUGAAUUUGGAUCAAAAGUUAUCACAGCAGGCGGAAAAACCAUCAAACUACAAAUUUGGGAUACUGCGGGACAGGAACGUUUUCGAUCGGUAACGAGAAGUUACUACAGAGGUGCAGCAGGAGCUAUUCUAGUAUAUGAUAUAACAAGUCGGGAGUCAUUCAAUGCCCUAACCAACUGGCUCAGUGAUGCAAAAGCUCUAGCAAGUCCAAAUAUUGUUAUUAUAUUAUGUGGCAAUAAAGUUGAUUUAGAAGCAGACAGAGAAGUUACAUUUCUUGAAGCAUCCAGAUUUGCACAGGAAAACGAGAUGAUGUUUUUGGAGACCAGUGCUCUCUCAGGGCUGAAUGUUGAGGAAGCGUUUCUCAAAUGCGCGAAAACUAUUUUGAAUAAAAUUGAAUGCGGUGAAUUGGAUCCUGCUAGAAUGGGUUCUGGGAUACAAUACGGAGAUUCAUCAUUAAGGCAGAUGAGAAAUUUGAGAAACGCUCACGCAAGAACAAACCAGCAACAAGAUAACAAAUGUCCCUGCGGAUGAGGACUUUGCAUUAUAUAUAAAAUGUUAUAAAUUUUAUUUCCAUCCAUCAUUACAUAUAUCUAUAUAUUAUCACUCCUGCUGCACAUGAUUACGUUUGUACUUGACUGUUGUACCUUUUGUCUCUGUUUUAAAUAGAGUGGCAAAGAUUAAAAAUCAGGACACUUGAA